Messenger RNA from Amoebophrya sp. A25, 795 nucleotides. NCBI's taxonomy places the organism in Eukaryota, Dinophyceae, Syndiniales, Amoebophryaceae. The record is from the annotation of a GenBank genome assembly.
GAUUCUGUCACCAGGUCCCUCACUCGGAGGGCGUGAGUUUUGGCAGCGAUCCGGGCUCCGCAAGCCCUGGCUGUCGAAUCAAAAAAUCAAAACUGCCAAGGAGGGGCCAUAUGAGCAGCGAGUUCGACAGUUGUAUAAUCCUCCGCUUGAUGUCUCUUCUGCCGCGAUGACAGCUCCACGACGUGGUGAGGAAUCGACAUCGACCGCCACGAAGACUGGAUAUUUCGGUGAGACCGUUGACAGCGACGCGUCUAAUGGGCGUCUCGAUGCCACGCGCCACCCAUGGAGAGGGCCAAACGAGGAGCCCUAUGCUCAGCAGUACGCUGGGCAUGCAUCCGCCACGAGCACAGGUGGCACGGGAGCAGGAUAUGUGCCACCUCCACCGGCCGCGAUCGCGAACUAUUCUAGCUAUCCAUCUGCGGCGAAUACAGGCGGCAAGGGAGCGGUAUUCCAGCCGAAGUAUUCCGCGUACUCGAAUGUGGGGCAAUCCCCGACGACCACGAGCACGAGCAAAGGUGACACAGGAGGAGCACAAGCGCCGCCUUAUGCCGGACAGUACUCUAGCCCUCCAUUCACAGCUGGUAGAGGUGCAGUGCAGCUACAGCAAACUCCUCAGCAGGAUACGCCAGCGUAUCAGCAAGCAGCAGGCGAAAACGCAAAGCAGCCGAAAAGGAUCGGAGAUCGUCAGACGUUGAUGGUACAGAGGACCGCACCUGAAUCAAAGCAGCUGAGGAACACGCGAGGUGGUCAGAUGUUGACGCUACAUGGGACUUCACCUGAAAACGGCGUCGAGCG